AUGGUUGAGGAGAAAUUUACAUGUAGGAUACAAUAUCUUAAUGAUGGUGAUCCAUUUGUUACAACAUCUACAUGUUAUUUAGAACCUAUGAGACAAGUUACUUUUUCUUUUCAAUUACAUACUCCUAUUGGAGAUCAAAUUGGAGAUGUUAUUAGAAGUAUAAGAGCACCUCAUAAAAGUGGUGAUGCAGCAUUACAAUUAUUUAGAAAAUUAGAAAAUGGUGCUGAUGAUUUUGGUACAUAUUUAGAUUCAGAUAUGACAUUAUCUGAACAACAAGAUGAAUUACAAAUAUUACAAAAUGAUCCGUAA
Strongyloides ratti is the source of this 309-nucleotide messenger RNA. RefSeq lists its product as hypothetical. NCBI's taxonomy places the organism in Eukaryota, Metazoa, Nematoda, Chromadorea, Rhabditida, Strongyloididae. The coding region runs from base 1 to 309 and encodes 102 amino acids. The record is from RefSeq and is a predicted model, not a curated record. Gene Ontology annotation, biological process: actin filament network formation; cortical actin cytoskeleton organization. Gene Ontology annotation, cellular component: cytoplasm; cytoskeleton. Gene Ontology annotation, molecular function: actin filament binding. The transcript is spliced from 2 exons.